Messenger RNA from Scylla paramamosain (green mud crab), 1404 nucleotides. RefSeq lists its product as uncharacterized. NCBI's taxonomy places the organism in Eukaryota, Metazoa, Arthropoda, Malacostraca, Decapoda, Portunidae. The record is from RefSeq and is a predicted model, not a curated record. Gene Ontology annotation, cellular component: cytoplasm. The coding region runs from base 4 to 1137 and encodes 377 amino acids. The transcript has 7 exons.
AGUAUGAGUAUGAUAAUGAGCAGUAAGGAGUCUGAGAGACACCAAGUUCAGUUUAAAAGAGGACUGAUGCAGUCCUUUGGUGUGGUUUUGAUUGUUGCAGUUUUCAGCGUUACUGAUGGAAAGCUGGUGUUCCCGCCUGGUUCUGAUAUGGGAUACAUUGUUCCUGAUGAACCUGAACCAGAAAGAUUCAUGGACACUGGCAAUUGGUUGCAUGACCUUGAAGAAUACAGAGCUGAACCAUUGAGAGGGGAACGAGAGGCUGUGAGUUCACCCAAUAAAUCAUAUUUACAUUCUCUUCAUGGCAGAAUAAGGGAAGAUGAAAGCAUUGAGAAUGAAGAAUGGCAUCAGCAGGAUGAUUCCCAUGCAAGCUGGAGUCAGAGGAGAUCUCUGCAUCAGUCAGAGGGAGCGCAUGGAGGUCCUCCCAAAGAUCUUCCAGACAGUUUGAAAGAUGACAAACAUGGAGUGGCCAUGGGAAUACCACAUGUCAAGUGUGAUAAUGCAAGGAUUAACCUCACACUGGACUGGGAUUACUCUCCAGUGAAUUACACUUGCUUCGGCCUGAAAUACAAUCGCUUACCAGUCCGAAAGAAUAUCAAGUCUGUUGAGAAAUGCAUUGAGUUGCCAAAAAAAUAUAUUCCACAGCAUGUGUGCAUGAAUCAGAAACUUUCAUACAACACUACCUUGCCAACAUAUGGACCACAUCGUCCCCUAUGGCCCGUGUUUGGAGAAUAUAAAUUUGUUCCUGUACAGAGAUGGCUUCAUUCUUUGGAGCAUGGAGGUAUCGUUAUGCUGUAUGAUCCAUGUACUGAGCCGCUACUGGUUGAACAGCUCCGCAAGUUACUUACUGGGUGUUUCCGGAAACAUAUUAUUACCCCUUACACUCUUCUGUCUAAGGAAAGACCACUGGCACUGAUGGCAUGGGGAUGCAGUUUGGAGAUGGCCACUGUCAAUGAAGCUGAGGUGAAGACCUUCAUCAAGACUCGUGCUCUUCAUGGACCAGAGGGACAUUAUCCCAAGAAUGGAAGCUUCAAAGAAGGGCUGUUGCGCAAGGCCAAAUACCCAACUAAAUAUGAAAAUGACUCCAUUAUUUGCCCAGAAUCCCAUGGAAAUGAACAGAUUAUACAUUAUCUUAGGUAGGUUAUACUGUCUUGUCCAGAAUCUUGUUUUCAUAGGUAAAGAAGACUAAAAUUACAACUUUCCCUUUAAAUAUCCUCCUUCCAAAAAUACUUGAUUAACCCUUAAAAUCUGGGCAGCCUCUUGAAACAUAUAAAUAAUUAUACUCCAACUUGAAAUUAUAUAAAACUAGAUAUUUUUAAACUGAGAAUUUUACUAGAUACAACACAGCUCUUUGAUUUUAAGGCAGCACCUGUAAAACUCAGUAAAAGCAAGUAAUCCCAACCUAAA